This is a messenger RNA of Pyrus x bretschneideri (Chinese white pear), 677 nucleotides long. RefSeq names its product histone H4. Gene Ontology annotation, biological process: nucleosome assembly. The transcript has a single exon. Bases 151 to 462 code for a protein of 103 amino acids. Gene Ontology annotation, cellular component: nucleosome. Gene Ontology annotation, molecular function: structural constituent of chromatin; DNA binding; protein heterodimerization activity. The record is from RefSeq and is a predicted model, not a curated record. NCBI's taxonomy places the organism in Eukaryota, Viridiplantae, Streptophyta, Magnoliopsida, Rosales, Rosaceae.
CGUAAUAGCAAACCAUUCUCUCUGGUCAUUUUCCUCUCUCUCUAAACAUCUCAAGUCUCUCGGUUUCGCAAAUUAGGGUUUCAAAUUCUCUUUCGGACUUCUAAUUUUUGAAUUUUGUGUUCAGAUUUUUGAAAUUUUCGGCUCGCAACAAUGACGGGACGUGGAAAGGGAGGCAAGGGACUGGGCAAGGGAGGAGCGAAGCGUCACCGUAAGGUCCUCCGCGACAACAUCCAGGGCAUCACCAAGCCGGCGAUUCGGCGCCUGGCUCGCAGAGGCGGCGUGAAGCGAAUCAGCGGCCUGAUCUACGAGGAGACCCGUGGCGUCCUCAAGAUCUUUCUCGAGAACGUGAUUCGGGACGCCGUUACCUACACGGAGCACGCCAGGAGGAAGACGGUGACGGCGAUGGACGUUGUUUACGCUCUCAAGAGGCAGGGCAGGACUCUGUACGGGUUUGGGGGUUAGGGUUCUGGUGGGGAAAAGUCUUGCUGUCAAGAAAGGACUGGUGAUUUGGUGUUUGUAUUGUUAGGGCUUAGGUUUCGAUGGCUGAUGCUGUAAUUAGUGUCGUAGUUAGUGGGUUUUUUCAAUGUCGGUUCAAUCUCAAAGUUGCAAUUUGUAAUUUGCUCUCUGGAUUCUAAUUUCUGAAGAAAUUAAUAGAGUUUGGUGUUGGUAUCUGCAAA